UUUAAAACGCCCACUGUUGCAUCAGUGACAACAGCGCUCACAAUGUUUAUUUUGCCUAAAUCCAGAUCCCUGAAGGGAGACACCGAAUGGCGUUUACAGCGAUUUGAAAAGAGAGAAAAGAUCAACAGAGUCCUAACCUCAGAAAAUUUAUUGCGUUGUUAACACACCAUAAUAAAUAAUAAGUGUUAUGAUUACUGAUGAUAUCUAAGCUGUGUUGUUGCCUUACAAAAGUCGCGCCCGUAGUCAAGUGAUAUGGAUAAUGUCGAAAAAAGUGCGAGAAAAUGUCCAGGAAAACUGCCAGGCCGAUUAAAAUGUGGAUUAACGGGCGGAUUUUUACCGUUCCUGAGCCGCCCAAACGGCUCAAGCAGGCCCAGGACUGCGUGAUGAACGAAGAGCAACUGGAACACCUCGACAUAACCCAGGAAUUAAACAGGUAUUCUGCUAAAAUCAAGCUGCCCAAGUGGUACCAUCCGAGAUUGAGCAAAAUCUCCGAAUUGUCCAGCAGUCUCGCGCCCGAUGACACAAUUGUAGUGGAGAAUGACGAUAAAGCGAGUCUGGCCAAAGCCCUGGGGCGCCUGCACUCAACAGUAACCCAAUUGCGGCUGAAAUCCGCUCCGUUACAGUUCACCUGUAUUCCUUGCACCCACCCGACCAUUCAGAAGAGUUUUUUGUACCUCAGAAGCCAACUGUUAAGCAUGCAGGACGAAAUUCCCGGUUUGGAUGCCAGCAUCUUUAUGUCCCACUUGAAGCUGCAUGUUACGAUUGAUGUGUACUCUUUGUUCGAUGAAGUCGAGCGAGCUGAGGCAGUGAAGGCGCUGGAAGAGUACCGGCCAACUUUAGAGGAACUGCUGCAAAGGACCGGGCCUAUGAGCCUGGAUAUCGGGACGUUGGAUUGCAUGAACAGCAAUCUGAAGAACGUGAACGUGCUCUAUGCCAAUGCUAGAUUUCGAGACGAAAGCCAGCAAGUUACAUUGCAGGCGGUUGUGGAUGGCAUUGCGGAGCAUUUCUACCAAAGAGGGUUGGCUAGGAAGGACCCGCGGAGCAUUAAGCUGCACAUGACUGUACUGAACAGCAAGUACAGAAAAAGCUGCAAGGGGAAAUGGACGAGACAUGGCGUCGAUGCCACGAAAAUCAUGGAAAGGUUCAAAGACUUCCACUUUGGGCAUUGCAGCUUUGAUGCUGUUCACUUAUCCCAUAUGAGUCUGCGUGGGUCGGAUGGAUUCUACGAGCCACUAGCUGUGAUGCGCCUAAGUACAGACUGACCACUGUUUAAUUUCGAGUAUAUUUCAAUAAAAAUAGACGAUUUA
Molecule: messenger RNA, 1307 nt
Organism: Dendroctonus ponderosae (mountain pine beetle)
Lineage: Eukaryota; Metazoa; Arthropoda; Insecta; Coleoptera; Curculionidae
Product: activating signal cointegrator 1 complex subunit 1
Exons: 1
Coding region: 282-1262 (326 amino acids)
Biological process (GO): regulation of DNA-templated transcription; DNA alkylation repair
Cellular component (GO): nucleus
Source: RefSeq, a predicted model, not a curated record